Messenger RNA from Enhydra lutris kenyoni (northern sea otter), 847 nucleotides. It is a transcript of the gene PNPLA4, whose product is annotated as patatin like phospholipase domain containing 4. NCBI's taxonomy places the organism in Eukaryota, Metazoa, Chordata, Mammalia, Carnivora, Mustelidae. The coding region runs from base 13 to 804 and encodes 263 amino acids. Gene Ontology annotation, molecular function: retinyl-palmitate esterase activity; triacylglycerol lipase activity. The record is from RefSeq and is a predicted model, not a curated record. Gene Ontology annotation, cellular component: lipid droplet; cytoplasm; membrane. Gene Ontology annotation, biological process: lipid homeostasis; triglyceride catabolic process. The transcript has 7 exons.
GGGCCGCUCAACAUGGAGGUGCCUCAGAGCUGCAUUGCUAGAAUGAAGCACAUCAACUUGUCCUUUGCAGCAUGCGGGUUCCUGGGCACUUACCACUUGGGGGCAGCAUCUGCACUUUGUAGACACGGCCAGAAGCUCCUGAAGGCUGUCAAGGCCUUUGCAGGGGCUUCUGCGGGAUCCUUGGUGGCAACCGUCCUGCUGACCGCACCAGAAAAAAUAGAGGAAUGUAAUGAAUUUACCUACAAGUUUGCCGAAGAAAUCCGAAGGCAGUCUUUUGGGGCGGUGACACCCGGCUAUGAUUUCAUGGCCCGACUGAGAAGCGGAAUGGAGUUGAUUCUCCCUCCCAACGCUCAUGAGCUGGCCCACAGCCGCCUGCACGUAUCCAUCACGAACACCAAAACCAGAGAAAAUUACCUGGUGUCCAACUUUCCCUCCAGGGAGGACCUCAUUAAGGUGCUGUUGGCCAGCAGUUUCGUGCCCAUUUACGCGGGACUGAAACCGGUGGAGUACAGAGGGCAGAAGUGGGUGGAUGGAGGCCUCACGAACAGCCUACCCAUCCUUCCUGUAGGCCGAACGGUGACCAUCUCACCCUUCAGCGGACGCCUGGACAUCUCCCCGCAGGACAAAGGAAAGCUGGACCUCUACGUUAAUCUCACCAAUCAGGACGUAAUGCUGUCCGUGGCAAACCUCGUGAGGCUUAACCAAGCCCUUUUCCCACCAAGCAAGAGGAAAAUGGAAUCUCUGUAUCAACUUGGCUUUGAUGACGCCAUUAGGUUUCUCCUCAAAGAAAACUGGUUUGAAUAGAAUGCUUACGAGUUUAUAAUGCAGAGAAGACUUCAUACUUGUU